Molecule: messenger RNA, 3646 nt
Organism: Bemisia tabaci
Lineage: Eukaryota; Metazoa; Arthropoda; Insecta; Hemiptera; Aleyrodidae
Source: RefSeq, a predicted model, not a curated record
AUGAUGCCACCCGAAAAACUGAAGGUAUCCAAGCGAGAGACUCCAUUUGGACGAGAGCACGCGAGGUAUUCUGGAGAGCCAUGAUCUAAACGCUUGGAGGACGGUCUUCGCUCGCGAUGCCAUGUUCCGCGGAGACAAGGCAUAGAACGCUGCUAUCCGCUUCCGCCUCUGCCCACCAAUCAAAUCACUUCAAGUUGAGACUAUCCGGCGCUGCCCACUUCCGAGUCCUGUUCCUCCUCGUUUGUUGCUUCGCGAAUAACGGCGCUCACUGUCCAAGCUACUGCGAGUGCAAAUGGAAGUCAGGCAAAGAGACGGUUAUCUGCGCCAACCUGAAUCUCACGAUCGUUCCUCGCAAUAUUGAGUCAUCCACGCAGGUGCUCGAUUUGACAGGUAACUUCAUCCGGACUUUGAACAAACACGAAUUCUACCUCCUGAACCUGAUAAAUCUGCAGAAGCUACACCUGGCCAAAUGUAAGCUCAAGUCCAUCGACCGAUUUGCCUUCUAUCGGUUGAUCAACUUGGUCGAGCUGGAUCUCACUCAUAACCUGCUGACCUUUGUACCUUCUGCCAGCUUCGAAUUCAUUCCAGAGCUCCGUGAGCUCCGACUCUCCGGAAACUCCAUAGCGCGCCUCAAGUCAAAUACCUUCGCACACGUCCCUCAGCUGGUUGAGCUUGAAAUGUCUGGGUGCAGGAUAAACUACAUUGAACUCGAUGCUUUCUCAGGUCUGGGAAACACGUUAGAGGUGCUGAAACUCAACAACAAUAAGCUUGUUAACUUAAACGCCUCGACGAUUACGGGUCUCAUCAACCUAAACAGUCUGGACCUGAACAAUAAUUUUUGGAACUGCACAUGCCACAUAAAGCCACUGCGAGUAUGGUUAGCCAAGCAGAACAUCCCCUUGAGCAUCCCACCGACGUGUCACUUUCCACAGCGCCUGCUUCAUCGGCCGUGGGACAAACUGGAACUGGAGGAUUUCGCCUGUAAACCACGCGUCCGACCACUGCACGCUACUUACAUUGCUAACGAAAUGGCCAAUGUAACGCUAGAAUGCGAAAUUUGGGCGGACCCUGUUCCAAAUAUAACAUGGACUCGGCGUGGAAAGGUCAUCGCGAACAGCACCUCGAAUAGCGUCAGCGUGGUCAACCGGCGUCUCUUCGACUUGCACAGGGCCUACAACAUCAGCUACCUGACCGUCUUCUCGAUGGACGCCUCUGACGCGGGCGAGUACGCCUGCGUCGCAGAGAACCGCGGCGGGCGGACCCAAGCAUUGCUCAAUUUAUCUGUGAUAAAAGCCGCUCCGACUUCAGACAAGCAUAGCCUGAUUCAGAGCCGCCUUCUCAUCCACGGCCUUUUCGUCGUGCUCCUCCUGAUAGUGGUUCUCCUCUUCGUGUUCAUUUACGUGUUAGUUUUCAAGAACCGAGUUCGGCUAAAAGCCACCCGGUCGGCCGAGCGGGAGAACUAUGACAAGAUAGAGCUGAACCAUUGCAACGCGUCGAAGCAGGAACUGGCAACGGUAGAGGAGACAACGCGACAUCCCAAACUGAGGCAGUACGUGAGCUUGCCCGAACCUCCGGAUCCACGCUCGCCUAUGGGUAAGACUCCACCCGUGUCUUUCAGAGGGAUUUCGUCUCCUGAUGAGCGAUUGCAGAGGAUUGGUCAAAAUGUGACACGGCAGACUAGAAUCGACCCGGAUAGAGAGCCUGAAACUAGAGAUGCGGCUAUUCGGUCAUACUACGAGGAAAACUUCGGAGAGGUAACGCUGAAGCACCAUGUGCUCCGAAAGGAGUUUCUGCCGUCAGGGAGACUCUACACCACCUCGAAACAAAGCUCAAAAACGUUCCCGGACUUAUUGGAAUCGUCACCUCCAAGUAAUGCGGGUCAAAGACAUAUGUUUAGUACCUUACCUAGGAUGCAAUCACAUAGUUCUCAGAGUUCUCACAGUCGAUCACCCCUUCUGCCGAGUAGCAGUCAAGCAAGUAGUAUGGAGAAUAGCAGCUUAUCCAGCAGAAAUCAUUUAAUGGACCUCGAAAUGGCCAAUUACAAUAAAAGGAAUCUAGCGGUGCGGUCGGAGAUGAACUCCUCGACUUCUUUGAACUUGGCCCCGGAGCUGAGCGUCUACGGGCGGCGCGACAACCCGAGUCUGCCGAGCUCCCCGAUCCGGCACCGGGAGAGGGAUCAACCGCGGCUCGACCCCCUCAACAAGCGCCACUCCUCCCUCUGCGAGACGCCCAUCCUCAAUAUCCUCGAGCCGACGCGCACCGCUUCCCGCUUCUCCAUGAUCGCCUCCACCACGUACGACUACCACGCCGCCCAACUAGAGCGCUUCCUCGAGGAGUACCGGACUCUUCAGGUGGAGCUGACCAAAAUGAAGGAGUCCUGCGACAGUUUCGUGCGCAACAUUGACCGGGAGGAACGUCAAACCGUCAUUUCAAGUGAAGAGUGUGACACCUUCAAUGUGAAGCCUGUCACAACAUACCAUACGGACCAUGAUCCUGGACCGAAGUCAAUACUGAAAAACAAGACUGCGUCAAAUUUCGUUGCUCGCGAGUCAUCAUUUGAGAAAACCCCUCUUCAUCAAGAAAACCCGUGCACUGAGCAAGAGAUGAUUUGGGACAAUGAGACGAGACAAUAUGUUCAUUCGAUGCGACGAACUGAUAUUAACAGGAUUUAUUACAAUAGCUGAGAGUUGUAGAACUGUCAAAUGAGACAAAAACUAUAGACAAGUACCGAGGGCUGAAAUAAAAAAACUGUCCUUCAUUCCGCAUGGACAUCAAUUUUACGAUGACUGUUGUUUUACAAUAGCACAAUAAAAAAGGACCAAUCUCGUAGGCAUGAAACUUUUUGAAGAUACGCAUCAGAUCAUUAAAACAAUUUUAAAACCACGUGCAUACUCACUUGUAGGUAAAUUAUUUUUCGCAAAUUCGUUCCACAGUGCUGCCUUCCCCUUUUGCAUCCUUGAUUUGUGAGUCGUGCUUUCAACUUCCAGAAAAAGCUAUUACAUCAAUUUUGAUUUCCUCCUUAUGUACAAUUUGUUGCAGCUUACUAAACCAUGGUACGAGAAAACUGAUGGUCAAUGUCCAUCAGUUGGUCCUUGAACAGUAGUUUAUCCUUUAUCACGGGUUGGGUCCUCUUGUACAGGAUGUUAUGAAAUGUCCAGAAUUAAGCUGGAACAUCAUAUAAGGCUUUUCUUUUGUAUUUUAGAUUCAGGGUUGUUAUUAUGAAUUUUAAUUUUCUCUAGUGGGAGAAACAAUUUAUUUCUCUAUUAUUUUUAGGUGCUCUUAUUACCCAACAGGUACGGUAACCUUUGUGAAAUCCUGCAUUGAAAUUUCCUUGUCCUCUAACAUAGAAUACAAAUUUGAGGUGUGAAAAUUGAAUUAACUUGGGAGUUAAGGUGCUCUUUUUUGUGAACUAUAUUAAGAAAAUAAUAUGGUGUUUCUUUUUGAAUGAUAUUUUAUACUCCGUUAUAUCAUUUUAUGAUGCUUUGGCCUUCAUGACGUAUUUUUCAUAAUAUUUCGAUUAUUUGUCUUUGUUGCUACUUAAAGCCAAAUUGUACAGUUGUUAGAUAAUUUAUUGACUAUUUUUAUUCAUAAUAAGCAAACGUUUAAAUGUUAAUAAACCUUGUGAUCAAUACAAAAUAUUAUUUCA